This is a messenger RNA of Cynocephalus volans (Philippine flying lemur), 714 nucleotides long. RefSeq names its product fibroblast growth factor 8 (gene FGF8). The coding region runs from base 1 to 714 and encodes 237 amino acids. Gene Ontology annotation, biological process: dorsal/ventral pattern formation; positive regulation of cell population proliferation; heart morphogenesis. NCBI's taxonomy places the organism in Eukaryota, Metazoa, Chordata, Mammalia, Dermoptera, Cynocephalidae. The transcript has 6 exons. The record is from RefSeq and is a predicted model, not a curated record. Gene Ontology annotation, cellular component: cytoplasm. Gene Ontology annotation, molecular function: fibroblast growth factor receptor binding; growth factor activity.
AUGGGCAGCCCCCGCUCCGCGCUGAGCUGUCUGCUGUUGCACUUGCUGGUUCUCUGCCUCCAAGCCCAGGAAGGCCCGGGCGGGGGGCCUGCGCUGGGCAGGGAUGGCCGGGAGCCCCAGGGUGUUUCCCAACAGGUAACUGUUCAGUCCUCACCUAAUUUUACACAGCAUGUGAGGGAGCAGAGCCUGGUGACGGAUCAACUGAGCCGCCGCCUCAUCCGGACGUACCAGCUCUACAGCCGCACCAGCGGGAAGCACGUGCAGGUCCUGGCCAACAAGCGCAUCAACGCCAUGGCGGAGGACGGCGACCCCUUCGCAAAGCUCAUUGUGGAGACAGACACCUUUGGGAGCCGGGUUCGAGUAAGAGGAGCGGAGACGGGCCUCUACAUCUGCAUGAACAAGAAGGGGAAGCUGAUCGCCAAGAGCAACGGCAAAGGCAAGGAUUGCGUCUUCACGGAGAUCGUGCUGGAGAACAACUACACAGCCCUGCAGAACGCCAAGUACGAGGGCUGGUACAUGGCCUUUACCCGCAAGGGCCGGCCCCGCAAGGGCUCCAAGACGCGACAGCACCAGCGCGAGGUCCACUUCAUGAAGCGGCUGCCGCGCGGCCACCACACCACCGAGCAGAGCCUGCGCUUCGAGUUCCUCAACUACCCGUCCUUCACGCGCAGCCUGCGGGGCAGCCAGAGGACUUGGGCCCCCGAGCCCCGAUAG